CAGCAGCAUGAGGAGGCGGUAUAUAGGGGCCUAUGGCAGAUUAGGGGCCUGGCAGCAGCUAUAGGAGGCCCGUAAAUCUGCCAGCACCCUAUGUCAAAAAAAUUCUAACACACCAGCAGUGUGAGGAGACCUGAAAGUGGCACAUGGCAGAGUGUGGCGAUGGAGACAGCAGCAAUGGGGAGGCCGUACAGGGACCCAUGAGAGACUCUGGACCUGGCAGCAGCAUGGCAGAGUGUGGCGAUGGAGACAGCAGCAAUGGGAGGCCGUACAGGACCCAUGACAGACUCUGGGGACCUGGCAGCAGCAUG
Messenger RNA from Staurois parvus, 308 nucleotides. NCBI's taxonomy places the organism in Eukaryota, Metazoa, Chordata, Amphibia, Anura, Ranidae. The record is from the annotation of a GenBank genome assembly.